Messenger RNA from Eimeria tenella, 1824 nucleotides. RefSeq lists its product as uncharacterized. The transcript has 2 exons. NCBI's taxonomy places the organism in Eukaryota, Apicomplexa, Conoidasida, Eucoccidiorida, Eimeriidae. The coding region runs from base 1 to 1824 and encodes 607 amino acids. The record is from RefSeq and is a predicted model, not a curated record.
AUGGGAUCGUUUUUGCCGGCGUUUGGCCACCCGGCGUCUGCGCAGCCGACGCCGUACGGGCUGAACCGCUACUUGCUGCUGCUGAUAUACAUGGUGUUUGUAGUGCUGAGUUCGAGUGACUACUUGGGCUGGGGGCCGCUGAGCGCCGUGCUGCUGCGCGCGGGAGCGUUCAGCUGGCGCUGCAGCAGCAGCGAGCCGCUCGCCGCGAGCAGCAGCGGCGUCGGCGCCGCGCGGCCCUCCCCAGCCCCCCCCCCCAGCAGCAGCAGCAGCAGCAGCAGCAGCAGCAGCAGCAGCAGCAGCAGCGCGGGGGCGGCGGUGGCGCUGUGCGGGGCGCAGCAAGACGCAGUGCGGGCGCUGUUCUCGUACGCGUACGGCGCGCGCUUCGUGGCCACAGCAGUGGCGGGGCUGCUGGUGGACCUGGCCGGGCCAAAGGUGACGGCGCUGCUGGGAGCAGCAGCAAGCGUGGGCGCGUGGCUGCUGCUGGGGGCCUCUUCUGCUGCCUUCCCCGCGCACUACCCGUCGUUCGUGCUGCUGGGGGGCGGCAGCGGGCUGACGCAGCUGCCGCUGCUGUGCGUGGCGAACCUCUUCCCGGGGGGCCUGGGGUUCAGCCUGACGCUGCUGGGGGCUGCUGCUUCGCUGUCCCACGCUGCGCCCUCGCUGCUGAACUUGCUGCACUCCCGCGGCAGCCCUUUUGCUGCGCUUUGCUUCGGCUACGCUGCAUGCGUGGCGCUCCUCGGGCUGCUGCUCGUGGGGCUGCUCGUGCCUCUCGACGGCUUCAUCGGGGUGGACCUUUUCGUGCUUGUCCGCUCCAUGCCUUCGCAGCGCCCCUCCGUCGCCAACAGCGCCGACCCUGCUGCGCCGCAGCAGCAGCAGCAGCUGCAGCUGCAGCUGCAGGGCGCGCAGCUCCAGGCCCUCCCGCUCCAGGCGCAGCCCCAGGCGCUCCAGCUCCAGCACCACCUCCAGCAGCAGCUCCACCAGCUCCAGAUCCAGCAGCAGCAGCAGCUCCAGCAGCAGCAGGCCAGCCCCGCAGCAGCGGCAGCAGCGGGCCCCGAAAGGCUGCAGCGCACUCUCUCCAGCUGGGAAGAAACCCAGGGACUCUCCGGGGGCGCUGCUGGCCUCAGCACUGUCACCGACGAAGAGUACUUCCGCCCCUUCAAGUUCGAGGCCUGCACUUUUCUCUACGUGGCCAUUUGUCUUUACUUCACUGUCUGCAGCAUCUCCGUCUUGUACUACAUCAAAACUGCGAGGGACUUCCUCUCCAGAAAGGCCGUUCGAGUCCUCGAGGUCGCCGCGCCCCUCUCCGUCCUUCCCUGCGUCAUCAUCGGCAGAGUGUCGGACUUCGUGCCGGUGGUGUACAUGAUGAUGGGGCUGAACUUGGUGGGGGCUUUGAGCUACAUGUUUGCUUCGAUAGGGACUGGGGGCUGCGUGGUGGCGUCUGUGGUUUUGUUUUGCAUUUACUUGGCCCUUUUUGUGUCGCAGAUGUUCAUUUACACCAAGACCCUCUUCACUUCUGCAAACUUCGGAAAACUCGCCGGAGUCUGCUGCCUCGUGGGGGGCCUCGUGUCUGUGGGAGUUGAAAAGCUGUACGACUUGGUGGUGGAGAGGCUGCUGGCUGGCGACUGCCGCCCCGUCUUGUGGCUGCACUUCGGCGUGCUGCUGCUGCUCUACUUGCUGCUGCUCCCCAUGGCCAGAGCAGCAGCAAGGAAGAAGGCCGAGCUCAACUGCUACAGAGAAAUUGCCCCCAAGGUCACCACGGCCAGGACCUUCCCAGACGUUGCCCUGCGCCUCACCAGACCCCCGCCCUCUUCCCGAACCAGCUCUUAA